Messenger RNA from Homo sapiens (human), 600 nucleotides. RefSeq names its product chromosome 1 open reading frame 53 (gene C1orf53). Lineage: Eukaryota; Metazoa; Chordata; Mammalia; Primates; Hominidae. The transcript has 3 exons. The record is from RefSeq and is marked validated. Bases 21 to 458 code for a protein of 145 amino acids.
CUCCCAAGGCCGGCGGCGGCAUGGCGGCCAGGCAGAUCUGGGCACGGACGGGUGCCGCGCUCUGCAGGCAACCUUCCGCCGCCCCGCCGCCAGCACCUCUCUGGGUAAGAGCUGGGUUCCGACAGCAGCUCAGCUUAACCCUCUGCCCUGCUAACGAGGGAAACUGCGGCGGCUCCGCGCCCAGCACGCCCGGUAGGCCGGAGAGAGCGGCGAGGCCUUCGGUGAGCGAAGAGUUAACCGCGGCGGAGCGACAGAUCGCGGAGCUGCACGCUGCCGCCUGCGCGGCUGGCCAGCUAAACUAUGUGGAUCCAGCUACUGGCUAUGUGGUGCUCACACAGAUUGCCCACUUGCAAAGAGGUGAAUGUUGUGGCUCUGCGUGCAGACAUUGUCCAUAUGGUCAAGUCAAUGUUAAAGAUCCAUCUAAAAAGAAGCAAUUCAAUUCAUAUUUUUAUGUUUGACAAGAAUUUCAUCUCUGUUCCCUAACUGUGCUUGUAUUUUUUAAAAAAUAAAGCCCCAAUUCAGAAUUGCUGGAUUAUUAGUACUUGAACACUAGUUUAAUCCUAAAUACAUAUAUUAAAAGAACAUCAAUAAAAUGAAAAA